Molecule: messenger RNA, 897 nt
Organism: Diaporthe citri
Lineage: Eukaryota; Fungi; Ascomycota; Sordariomycetes; Diaporthales; Diaporthaceae
Exons: 4
Coding region: 1-897 (298 amino acids)
Cellular component (GO): membrane; intracellular membrane-bounded organelle; cytosol
Molecular function (GO): calcium ion binding
Source: RefSeq, a predicted model, not a curated record
AUGGGCAUCGACUCGACACCACGCAGGGAUACACCACCACAUCACUCGAGCUCGAGUGCCCCUCCCCCCAUUGACGCAAUGACCUCCCCCUCCGGCACUCACGACGGCCGCGUCUCCAAGCUCUCGCAAGAGCAGCUGGCCGAACUGCAAAAGUCAACACACUUUGACAAGAAGGAGCUGCAACAAUGGUACAAGGGUGCGCACAAUCUCGUCCCCCCCCCCGGUCACGUCGCCAUCAUGCCCACCAACGGUCGUCGCGCCGCUUCCUCCAUCCUCAUCCUCGAUCCUAAAUUUAUCCCCGAUAUCCCCACUCAGGUCGGGUUCCUGGUGUCUCAGCAGGAGCGAGACCAGCGAGACCCAGGAACCACCCAAAGCAGCAGUGUGGCAUGCGCGCAAAACACCACCCCACACCAUGACGGGGGCUUCCUCAAGGACUGCCCCUCAGGCAUGCUCACCAAGGACGAGUUCCAAAAGAUCUACCGGCAGUUCUUCCCGUUCGGCGACCCCUCGAGUUUCGCAGAUUAUGUCUUCAACGUGUUUGACAGCGAUAAGUCCGGGACCAUCGAUUUCAAGGAGUUCAUCUGCGCGCUGAGCGUCACGUCGCGGGGCAAGAUGGAGGACAAGCUCGACUGGGCGUUCCAGCUCUACGACAUUGACGGCGACGGCAAGAUCAGCUACGACGAGAUGCUCAAGAUCGUGGAGGCUAUUUACAAGAUGGUCGGCUCUAUGGUUAAGCUGCCGGAAGACGAGGACACACCCGAGAAGCGAGUGAAAAAGAUCUUCCGGAUGAUGGACAAGGACGAGAACGGGAGCCUCGACAUGGAGGAGUUCAAGGAGGGCAGCAAACGCGACGAGACCAUCGUGUCCGCGCUGUCGCUGUACGACGGCCUAGUCUAG